This is a messenger RNA of Anastrepha obliqua, 1723 nucleotides long. RefSeq lists its product as uncharacterized. NCBI's taxonomy places the organism in Eukaryota, Metazoa, Arthropoda, Insecta, Diptera, Tephritidae. The record is from RefSeq and is a predicted model, not a curated record. The coding region runs from base 341 to 1651 and encodes 436 amino acids. The transcript is spliced from 6 exons.
UUGGUCAAAAGGAAUAGUUAGUGAAAUUACCAAAGUGAGCUGAACGCGUGGAAAAAUAAAGCACUCAUUAAAUAAUUAAAAAGUGUACAAAUUUACACGUACAAACGUACAUACGUAUAUACCUAUAAGCACACAGUUCUGCAUAUCGUAAACAAGUGAAGAACAUAAUUGAAAAUAUUUACUUGAGUAAAAAGUUAUUGAAUUUUAAUAUUCUACAAACUCUCAUACACAACUGCAUACAUACAAUAUAUAAUUCCUUCGUACUUAUCGAUCGUUGAACUUAAACCAUUAACCUAGAGUUAACUGCAAAUAUGAAUUUUUCCAUAAAAUUCCUACACAAAUGAUGGGAUGUGGUUCAUCGGUGGAUACAAAUAGUGUAAUUGACGAGCCCGUACAGAGCUUGGAGCGUUGGCAGCAGGGCGAUAUGGAUCCGGCAGCCGUCGUUGAGGAAUUCGUGCGCUUGGAUGAGCAAAUCAGCAAGCUAGAGGAGGCUUGUCCAGGUCCACGUAUGGCCACCGCUGAAGCUUGGGUUGAACACUUGCAGUCGCAACGCGAUUCAUUGCUCGGUGUUGACAGCUUAGAUCCGGCCUUGAAUCCACAACGCAGUGAGCUGUUGCAUCAGCAGCAACAGCAACAACAAAUGAAUGGUGAAAUAUUAACUUUAAAUGACAUCGAUGCAGCAACGCCACCUCCCAUACAUCAGCCCCCAUUACAACCACUGAGCGUUACUACAGCAAUGGCAAAAGCAAACAGAGACAUACUGCAAAAUGGCACGCUGCCUCGCAGAAAUGACGCCGCCACAAAGGGCAUAGGCAAUGGGGCACGACACGUUAAUAACAACAUCGUAGCGAAUACACCCACUCAGGACUUGGCUAAUCUUGCCAUCAAUUUGGGUGUGGUUGGUGAUGCUAGUAAGGCUUCCACUCAUGAGGACUUUUUUGCCAACCUCAGCGAAUCAGCUCUUUAUUUGACGUCGAUUCGAUACUACACAGAAAUACUGGAACACAUUAAAGUGCGACUGAAAACCUUAACGGAGAGCUACAACGAAUUAAAUGAAUUGUAUGUACAUCACGAUGGAAUUAUAGCGUUCAUCAGUGGCGGCACCUACAUGACCCGUUUGGAAGAGAGUCUAGACUCACAGUUAGAGUCGGCGCGUGACGUGCGCGAUAAGCUGGGCAGCGCAUUGGAGCAAUGGCGUAUAUGUGGCACGCUAAUGCGUGCGAGUGCGAGUUCGGCGACGCAAGCGUUGAAGCAAUGGCAGCAGCUGACAAAAGCCAUUGAUCCAAAACUAAAAGUACAACUAGCGUUGGAGUGCCGCACAUCAUUACAAGCAUCCUUGAUAUCGGUUGAGUGUGCGCAGUUGGCGCUACCUCAUGUGGAAAUCAAACAUAUAAGCAAUCGGCAACUGCUAGCAGUGAAGCAUUGCAAUACCUACAUGAUUACAGAUAUUGCAAAUUUGUCAAGGUACCAGCAUACGACUAAGGUAUUUGCCUCGUUUGAGAGUAAUAUCUCCAAGGCAUCGAUGUGGUUGUAUGAAAUGUUUAAUAAAACCUUACGCCAAGACUUCAAUAAAGCCGAAGAGACAGUGCGCAAUUUAGCAAAAACUUUAAGGGAUCACAGAGAGGAAAUUUUUACCGCAGCUCGCAAAUAGUAAUCAUUUGCUAAUUACGUCUAACUUAUUAAAGUUGUUUCUAAAGUAAUUCGGGGGUUUUCUUUUAAUAGG